CACAGCGUCAGUGAUGCUGAGCGCGCCCUGGACACCCUGAACUACUCGAGCAUCAAGGGCCGUGCUUGCCGCAUCAUGUGGAGCCAGCGCGACCCAAGCCUUCGCAAGAGCGGCCUUGGCAACGUUUUUGUCCGAAAUCUGGACCGUAACAUUGACAACAAAGCGCUGUACGAUACCUUCAGCCUCUUCGGGAACAUCCUCUCUUGCAAGGUGUCCACUUCGCCCGAUGGAAAGUCUCGUGGCUACGGCUUUGUCCACUAUGAGACUGAGGAGGCAGCCAAGCAGGCCAUUGAAAAAGUCGACGGCAUGCAAAUUGGUGAGAAGACAGUGGGCGUUGGUGGCUUCGUCAAGCGUUCAGAUCGUGAGAAGCCUGCAAUGAACACCUUCACCAAUGUGUACAUCAAGAACUUCCCAGUUGAAUGGGAGGAGGACAAGAUCAAGGAAGAGUUUGGCAAGAGUGGCAAGAUUACUUCCGCGCAUCUGCAGACGGACAAUAAGGGCCGAAAAUUUGCCUUCCUCAACUUUGAGACACACGCGGAGGCAGUGAAGGCAAUUGAGGAUUUUCACCAGAAAGACUUCCGCACUGACGAGCAGAAAGAAGCUGACAAGGAGAAAGAAGAAGAAGAGAAGGACCGUACAGAAAAGAGCUACCUGCUCUACGUCACACGUGCCCAGUCCAAGUCCGAGCGUCAGUUGGAGCUUAAGGAGAAGAUCCCGCCGAAGGAGACCGGCCCGGCGCGCUCCCAGGGAGUCAAUUUGUACAUUAAAAACUUGGAUGAGCAGACGGAUGACGACUCCCUGCGUGGCCUCUUCGAGUCCUUCGGCACCAUCACCUCGGUCUGCUCCAUGAAGGAGCCUUCUGGCAAGUGCAAGGGCUUUGGCUUCGUCUGCUUCAGCUCACCAGAUGAGGCCACCAAGGCUGUGACCGAGAUGCACCUCAAGGUGGUGAAGGGCAAGCCCCUCUACGUUGGUUUGGCCGAGAAGCGUGAGGUCCGUGCCGAGCGCCUCCGUCAGCGCUACUCCCCAAGCGGUGUCGGUGGCAAGGGCAUGGGCAUGGGAGGCAAAGGCAAGGGCGGCAAAGGUGGCGGAAUGGGCAACCAGAUGUACGGCAAUCCUAUGGGCGGCAUGGGAGGUAUGGGUGGCAUGGGUGGCAUGGGCAACAACCCCAUGAUGGGCAUGGGCGGCAUGGGCAAAGGCGGCAUGAUGGGCGGCCAAGGCCAGAAUGCCGGCAUGAUGAUGGGGGGCAAGCAGGGCAAGGGAGGCAUGCCCAACAUGCCCAUGAACCCUCAGAUGAUGGGCAUGGGAGGCAUGGGCAAGGGCAUGCCCAACAUGAACAUGCCUGGCGGCAUGGGCAAGGGUGGCAUGCCAAUGCCAAUGCCCAUGGGCAUGGGCCCCAUGGGUCCUAUGGGAAUGAUGCGCCCACCAAUGGCACAGAUGCCAAUGAUGCGCCCAGGAAUGCCUGCCCAGACCCCUGCAUCGCAAAACCAACCAGCAGCCCAAGCUGGCGGCGGCAGCGGUGGAGGCAGCCAAUUGACCGCCGCUGCCUUGGCUGCUGCCCCUCCACCCGUGCAGAAGCAGAUGAUUGGUGAACGCCUCUUCCCCGCCAUCUCCAAGCAUCAACCAGAACUGGCUGGAAAGAUCACAGGAAUGAUGUUGGAGAUGGACAACUCGGAGCUGUUGAUUCUCCUCGACAGUGAGCAUCAGCUCAAGGCCAAGGUGGAUGAAGCCCUACGGGUCCUGGAGCAGGCAAAGUCGUAAGACUCCGCCCUUGCGGAGCCGAAAAUUGGCCAGGUCUGGGCAGUGAGAUGGUUGUGACAGGUGACAGGUGACCUGCCUCGGUACCGCUGACUGACACCUCUUUCCGCAGACAUCCGAAGCAUUUUUUUG
Molecule: messenger RNA, 1887 nt
Organism: Cladocopium goreaui
Lineage: Eukaryota; Dinophyceae; Suessiales; Symbiodiniaceae
Source: the annotation of a GenBank genome assembly